CUGCAAUAGACGUACGCGACCGCUGGUUACAAUAUCAUUCCGCGGCUACCAUUUCAUUAUAUACGUGUGCGCCGCGUCUCACGUCAGUCCGUUUGACGUACCGUCUUCUGCUCCUUAGCCAUCGCGGUCUCAGCGAACCGUGUGCGCGAACCGUGUGUGUGCAGCGCGCGUGUGUCGUCGGUGUGUGUGUGUGUGUGUGUUUGCGCGCAGUGUGCAGUGCGCGGGUCCCGUGAGCUUGUGCGUGUGUGCGAGAGCGCGCAGCGCGUGUAACAUUGCGGACGCCGCGGGUCAGUGUGCGCCGGUGUCAAUCAUAUUCGCAAAUCGCGCGAAUUUUUUCGUUUUUGUUUUUUUUUUAUUUAAAUCGUUUUCAUUUUUUUUGCCGAUCUCUGAUUAUUUUUGUUUUUUUUUUUUUUAUUCAUUAUCACUUUCGUUUAUAAUUUCCUUCCGACGCAUUUGACAUUACAUUAAUCUACUCUACAUACACCUAUCCUCUGAUCUACCCACCACACGAUAUCAUUCUGAUUUGAGAAAAAGUAAAACGUAUAACAGGCAUAAUAUACACGAUAAAAUAAUAUUAAAACCGUUUAAUAACCAUUACGUUAUCGUUGUCGACGAUGCGUUUGUUUCGACAUAAUAUUAUAAUAUUGCAUUUUAGUUCGAUGACGGACAUGCCUUGUGAAUAAAUCGCCACCCGCUGGAUCCGAACUAAAGAUUACAUAGGUGAUCUCAAGGGUUAUUAAACAUUCAAGACUUUCGCAUGGAGAACGGAAAAUUGAAAUUUUUAAUAUCCUGUGGAUUUGAGGACGUUAUAAUUGUAGAUUACGCAUCAUAUCAAUCAUAUUACUAGAGAGAGAAACGUCAUGCUUAACUGCACCGAUGCCGAGUGCACGUUGCACCAUCAUCAUAUUCACGUGGAUUCUAUACAGCAUCAUCUCCAAGAUGAUCGGCAACACCAUGAACAUUCUUCAGUUAUGUCCAGUGAUGCGAACAGUCUCAACGAUAUAUAUCAGGGGUUCAUUAACAGCAGCGCAAAUCCAGAAUACUCUUCCGAACAUGUUGAUGUUCCAAACGAAGGAGUAUACAUGGUGUGCGGUGUCCUCAUCGCCAUGGUGCUUGUCGCUGUGAUAAUAGUAAUACUAGCAGUUACUAUAAGCAAGCUUAGGAAGCGCGAGGAAACCGCCGUAGCUGCAGCAGCCACCGCAGCGGCCACAGCCGUUGCCACCGCCAACACUGCGAUUAACAACAAUAACAACAACAAUGUGGACUGUCAGUUACCCCAUGCCCAGCCCGUCGACGUCGCCGUUGUCACAAACGUAUCAGGUGAUGUGGUCGAUGCGCCUGUACCUUUACCGUUCCUCUGGCAGUAUUCUGCCAAAAAUGCUGCAGCCAAAAACACCAAUGGGUAUAACUCACCAUACAGGCUGUACAGCUCUGAUCAGGACACAUUGGUGUGCAGUGUACCCAUCGAAGAAACUGCAGAGCACCGUAAGGGACUACGGAAAAACUUGCGAGGCAAGUGGCGAAGACUGGUGCAUAAAAAGCAACAGCAACAGGACGCAUACAAAAUACCCGCAGAACUGCGGGACCAGCUCAAACAGAUAUAUGUGUACUGAUUCUAAAAGUUUGUUUUUCCAAGAGACAAUCCACAAAACCUAUCAAAUUUGCAAUCUAUUAUUACUAUAUUAUUUUUAUUACAUUUUUUUUUUUUUCUAUGAAAGGACAAAACAAUCUUGUAUGUUUUUAUAA
Messenger RNA from Melanaphis sacchari, 1746 nucleotides. RefSeq lists its product as uncharacterized. The transcript has 7 exons. The record is from RefSeq and is a predicted model, not a curated record. NCBI's taxonomy places the organism in Eukaryota, Metazoa, Arthropoda, Insecta, Hemiptera, Aphididae. Bases 861 to 1613 code for a protein of 250 amino acids.